This is a messenger RNA of Colletotrichum destructivum, 1943 nucleotides long. RefSeq names its product Putative ubiquitin interacting, ERCC1/RAD10/SWI10 family, RuvA domain 2, ERCC1-like, central. Gene Ontology annotation, cellular component: nucleotide-excision repair factor 1 complex; ERCC4-ERCC1 complex; nucleus. The transcript has 2 exons. NCBI's taxonomy places the organism in Eukaryota, Fungi, Ascomycota, Sordariomycetes, Glomerellales, Glomerellaceae. Gene Ontology annotation, biological process: UV-damage excision repair; mitotic recombination. Gene Ontology annotation, molecular function: single-stranded DNA binding; damaged DNA binding. The record is from RefSeq and is a predicted model, not a curated record. Bases 236 to 1462 code for a protein of 408 amino acids.
CAACCCACCUCGACACGCGCCUUGUGCACUCGCCAGCUUAGGUAGCGGCUUGAUUAAUGACAGAGCUCCACGACGCGCUGCAUGCACUUUUUUGCUCCGUCCAACAUUGUCAUGGUCAUUUGUCGGAAGGCUUUCCUACCCUCAUACGUCCGACACAGCAGCAAACAAGGAAGCCGUCCCUCAAAUUGUCUGACAACACCCUCGGCAGAAGGCUUCGGUCCUGCUUCACACAAACAUGGAGGACGACUUUGGUGCCGACGAAGCCUUCCUCGCAGCCCUCGCAUCAUCGACCCAGGCCCCUUCACACCCCCCAGCCCAGCCGCCUCGUCCUCGUGUCCAGCAACCGACUCCCCAAAAGGUCCAACAGCCGACACCACAACGUCUAGACAGAGCACCGCCAGCCAAUGCCUCUUCUAGCGGCAAGAUUGUUCAGCCGACGCCGCAGCCUCUUCCUCAGCGAGGAUCCGGAUCCGCCAUUCUCGUGUCUCCUCGCCAAAGGGGCAACCCGGUGCUUGCUUCUUUGAAAUCAAUGCCAUGGGAGUACAGCGAUAUUGCGGCUGACUACGGUCUCGGUCUGACAACGUGCGCGUUAUUUUUGAGUCUUAAGUAUCACCGCCUCCACCCCGAAUACAUCUACACGAGAAUACGGAACCUGCAGGGAAAAUACAACCUGCGCAUCAUGCUAACCAUGGUUGACAUCCCCAACCACGAGGAGGUCUUGCGCGAGCUUUCCAAGACGUCACUAGUCAACAAUGUCACCAUCAUUCUUUGUUGGUCGGCUGCCGAGGCCGCGCGCUACCUCGAACUAUACAAGUCGUACGAGCAUGCCAAUUUCAACGCCAUCCGCGGCCAACAAGCUUCGACAUAUGCUGAGAAGCUUGUCGAGUUCGUUACUGUCCCGAGGAGUGUGAACAAGUCAGACGCCGUUGCCCUGGUCAGCAAUUUUGGCAGCCUGAAAAACGCCAUCAACGCGGAUCCCGAACAGAUUGGAAUCAUUGCCGGAUGGGGAGCUGUCAAGGUCAACAAAUGGGUCAAAGCUGUUGAGGAGCCCUUCCGGGCCAAAACCUCUGCCAAACGGCACCUGGAGCGAACAGAGAGCACCGAGGAGGGAAGACCAGCUCGGCUGUCGAGGUUGGACCAGGCCGUGCCUCUCAGCAGGGUCCCGCUGCGAGAAAUGGGGUCCAUGGGAGGUACACAACGAGCCCCUCCCGCCACUGUAAAGCCGGCAAGUAAGCAGGCACAGCGGCCGGCGCAGCUGGAAAGGGGAAACCCGGACCUAGAUGAAGACGAUGAAGAAGCAAUGAUUGCCGCCGCCAUUGAAGAAUCGAUGCGGGCUUCUGAUGGGCAAACAGAUGCACGGACGCAGGAGCAGGCGGAGAAUGUUGACAACGGAGGUCCCGAGGGCGAAUCACUUCCUGGCGGAGUUGCUGCCGCACUCGCCAAACUGCGAAAACAGGGCUGAUUCAUCAUCCCCUUGGUGUAGUGCACUGCUUGGUAAACCACACAUUUUAUUCUUGGGGAGAUAUGGGCCGAAGCUUAAUCAAGUUUUGCGAAGUCGGCCCGCAUCUCGAGACGGCUCCCUACCGCAUAUCGCGAAGCUCACUUGCCUCGGAAACCGAAAACAGGAAGGAGGCCAUGACUCGGUCCGGUCUAUGAAGUGAUGCAUAAACACAGCAUCAGGUGAGCAACCGAGUCGAAGGACAAGUUAAACUUUCCAACUGCUCGGGAGAAAAAAACAAAGGGGGGAAGUGGGAAAGAGAACCUUGAAACCGAUUAUUAUUGAGUCAACAAGCCUUGGGAAGUGUCACUACGAGAUGAAUCACCCGUUCACAAGGAUAUGAACUCAAAAGUUGGGACAUGUCGUCUUCGCUGCGAGUUACAACCUGGCAUCAUCUUUCGCUAUCCUUCAACGUUUAAUCGAAUUGUCGGAGCCCUUUUUUUUU